AUGAACUUGAAUAGUUUUAAUCCUGUCCUCUCUCUCGGAGUCGACCGCCAAAAGGACCGUCACCGAACUGGUCAGCCUCAGGCUCAGUCUCCCCGACCACGUCGUGCUGCACCUGAAAAGCGCGAUUUGUUGCUCACGGCUAUCAGCAACUCAGUAUCGGGCUCUUUCCACUCAUCUGAGUUACUCAACACGGGAAUGCCAAACAGUCCUGCACCCUCUACCUCACUGCCGGGUGGCAACUCGCAAAACAGCAAUAACAACAUCAUUCCGACGGGCCGCACCUCCUCGUUCCAGUUCUCAUCCCACGGCAGCGAAAAUCUAUACGCGGAUGUCACCGAACUUCGCAAAGCCGUCUCCGUCGAACUCUCUGGGUCUUGGGUCUUCGAAGAGGCCUCCCAGGAGAACCCGUUGCAUCAACGUCUCUGCGACAAGCUUGAUGCCACCCACCCAGAGUUGCAUCAAAAGGUGAAGGAUUGGCUUCGCAACUACCAGGGUUACAACAACAAAACGAAGGAGUGGAAGGCUAUUCCACAAGACCAGUCGUCAGAGAAAGCUCUCUACGAACCAACAAGACAAAUCUUCGACGACAUCGUCGUUGGCUUUCACAACGACAAAUCGAAGGAGAAAACCCGAAACAGGAAGCCGAAGCUCACUCGCAAAGUCAUCAUCACCGCCAACGAAAAAUUCAAGCACCACAUCAGUGAUGGCGUGAUCCCCACCUCAAUUAAAUCGUGUUUCGACAUUGGCAUUUUCGGGACUGGACCUUCAGCCGCCUCCGAGCUCGAACUUCCAGAGCCGCCGUCCUAUGAAGAUGUGGCGACGCCGGUAGAAAUAAAAAAGGAUGAUCGGGAAGUCCUGGAGGUUGCCAAAUCGCCUGAAGUUCAGGAGCAAAUCGCCGUCUAUGCUCGCGAGGUGCUUGUUCAGCAACCGAACCGCAACUUCGUGCGAGUUCCCCUCAUGUCUGGGAAAUACAUGCGCGUUGCCCACUUUGACAGGGCGGGGGCCCAUGUCUCGCCUGCGUUCAACUACCACGAGGAGGCCGUUACCUUCGUCAAACUCAUCUGGCUGUUCAGCUCACUCAACGAGGCGGAAGUCGGUUACGACACCUCCAUUUACUGGGAGAAUGGUACUCGCUAUAUCGAAGUCGCUUCUCCCUCUGUCUGGGAUCCAACUGCUAAGUGCUGGAUUGCUUCCCUUGGCCCACCGAGGAAGUUGAAGAUCGUGCCACUGGAAGGCGAACUGCGUCCGCUUGAUCCCGUCUUUUUCCGACGCGCUAUUCGCUCAAGGGGCACAAAGUGCUGGCUGGUGGAAGGGCCCAACGGGGAGCGGUUCUACCUCAAGGACUAUUGGAUGGGGGCAGAACGCACUCCCGAGUCUGACCUCCUCCAAAGGGUCGCUGGUAUCUUCGGCGUUGGCCAAAUGCAUCUUUGGCAGAACAACAUCGCGACCAUUUACGCCCAACGUUGCCAUCAACCUGACGAGCAGAUAUUCGCGACUUAUGUGACUGGCCGGCUUGUGGGGAACCGCGCUCUGAUGCGGAUCGUCCUCGACCGCUACGUGGGGACUUUCGAGGAGGCGGAAACCGCCAUCGAGCUUCUUGAAGCGACUCGCGAUGUUGUUUGUGGUCACAGAGACGCUCUUAUCGAGAAACGAGUCCUUCAUGGCGACAUCAGCUUCAACAACCUCCUUAUAACCGAGAACUCGCGGUCUCCGACGCCCAGCCCCAACAAGCCCAAGGGUGCGCUGAUCGACUUCGACAUGGCCCGGUUUGUGCUGGAGAGCGAGGAAGGGCAGUUUACCGAGGGAAAUACUGGUACUCGCGCCUUCCAGUCGGUCAAGUUGUUGCUUGAAAAUGCGCUGCUCGGCGCCCACGACAACAUGGACGAUUUGGAAUCCGUGUUCUACGUGCUCUGCUACGUGUGUCUGGCCCAUGACCUAGAUGGGAGGUUGUUGAAUCCGUUACCGAAAAUGAUUGCCUCAUGGACAACCACGCAAAACGAGACGACACUGGCAAACGUUAAAAAAGGUUUCCUGAGGGAAGGCCUUGGGUCUCUUGUGCGGCGAUUUGACGGCGACGAGCGCAAGAUCAUGCGGGAGUGUCUAAACGACAUGCGCCGAUUUUUCUUGCCUCGCAUUGAAGCCUUGGCCUCGAUUCUCGAAGAACAAGCUAUCAAUCUCGAGUCAGACGAGCCAGCCCCCGAGCCAUUGAGUCAUACAUUUGACGAGGCUCGCGAUGACGAGUAUCCACAAUUCAUUGCUCUUAUCGACGCGUCUCUCGCCAAAUUGAGGGCACUUCCGCCGAAACCCGCUAGCACUCCCUCUAGUCCGGGAAAACGACAGCAUCCAGAGGCGGAAGAGACCCCUACCUCCUCCGAAUCGACGUCUCCUUCGAGUCUCAAGCGUCAAAGAAAGGUGGCUAACUGGCAACCACUAGCGCAACCCAAGUUUCGCACUCGAGAACGGGAUCAAGAUAGCUAG
Molecule: messenger RNA, 2478 nt
Organism: Mycena indigotica
Lineage: Eukaryota; Fungi; Basidiomycota; Agaricomycetes; Agaricales; Mycenaceae
Exons: 3
Coding region: 1-2478 (825 amino acids)
Biological process (GO): protein phosphorylation
Molecular function (GO): protein kinase activity
Source: RefSeq, a predicted model, not a curated record